UCUCUUGAGAGAACAAUGUUAUUCCUAUCAAUUUUUGAAUUUAUUGUUUCAUUUUCUCUUUUAAAUACACAACAAAUACAAAUUCAUAAUGUACUUGUGCUCUGAAUCUACAAAUACAAAAUCUCCACACAUAAACCUAAAAACUUAAAACUGAUUAAAACUUUAAGCUUAGCUCUGUUCAAAGAGAGUGAACGAUGAUUGAAGGGAGCAAGUUAAAAUGGGAGCAUCGCUCCAAACCCAAAGCCUCUCUCCUUGGUUGCCAUGUUUUUACUGAAUCAAUGAUUCAAAAUGCUCUGUCUCUGCUCUGCAAAUGGUGGGAUCACACCUUUUCUCUUGCAGGUUUCGCUCACCUGGCUCUGUCCCCACCCUGCUUCCACUCCCUCCAUCCAUUAAUGCCUUCCCCUUUACCCCAAUUCUCACUUGCCUUUACCAAUCAGUUGGAGUUUUGAAGAAGUGGGUCAUUCCGUUGUAACAAGAAUAAUAAUAACCCAUCAAGCUUUGUUCUUCCCAACCCCUCUCACCUAGCCAAGGACACAUCCUACUUUGAAGAUUCAACACCUUUGAAGGAACCCCAUUUCUAAUUUUCCAUAUAAUAACACACCUUCCUCCUCGACAACCCCUGUUGUGUUCCUCAGACCUCCCUCUCAGUUUCAGUACCCUUCUCCACCCUUUACUUAAUUCCUUCUUUGUUUUCCUAACUAACUUAUAUCUUAACAAUCUGAUUACACUUUGGAGUUUGUUAAUUAGACCUUUUUGAUUUGCCUUCCACCGAUUCCAACUUUCGAUCCCAAGUUAUCCUUGGAAUUGAUUCCUCUGCUUUCUUUCUUUCUUUCUUUCUUUCUUUCUUUCUUUCUUUCUUUCAAUGACUACGCUUUUUCGUUUAACACGCACACUGCUCCACCGCUUGUUGAGCUUAAGAUCUAGAGGAAGAAAAAGAAGAAAGAAACGAGUUCUUUUUCUCUUCAUGCUUUCGUUUUGGGAUUCUGGGUUUUGAAGACAUUAAUGUAUUAACCUGAAGAUGGGAUCUGGGGCUGGAAGUUUCUUUAAAGUUGUUCUUAAAAACUUCGACGUUCUUGCUGGGCCCCUUGUCGGUCUGCUCUAUCCCCUAUAUGCGUCGAUCAGAGCCAUCGAGACCAAGUCUCAAGUCGACGAUCAGCAAUGGCUUACUUAUUGGGUUUUCCACUCCAUGAUUACCCUCUUCGAGCUGACCUUCGCCAAGGUUCUUGAAUGGAUCCCAAUAUGGCCCUAUGCGAAGCUGGUUCUGCUGUGUUGGUUGUCAAUGCCCUGCUUCAGUGGAGCUUCGUAUGUGUACGAGCAUUACUUAAGACCUCUGGUGGUGAACCAGCAAAGAGUGAACCCUUGGUAUGUUCCUAAAGGAAAGGACCCUUUGAACCAGCGUGAUGACAUUAUCACUGCUGCAGAGAAGUACAUUCAGCAGCAUGGAAGUGGAGAAGUUCAGUACAUGCUUGACAAUGCCGAAAUGCACAGGAGAAAUAGCAGCAGUUAUUAUGGUUAUGCAGAGGACUAUGAAUACUGAAACUGAUGCCACCAUUCCAUUGGCGAUUUCAUACUACAAUAAGAGUGGGAACUCGAACAAAGCUCAAAGUUUUCUCCAUUUUUGUUCUAGUUUUUGUUUUCUUCUUUUGGGUCUGUGAAAAAACUGGUGUUGUACUGUUUCUGGUCGUUUAGUAAUAUCAAAGCACAUCCAAAUAAGCAUCGA
Messenger RNA from Cucurbita maxima (winter squash), 1720 nucleotides. Its product is annotated as HVA22-like protein a. The record is from RefSeq and is a predicted model, not a curated record. Bases 1019 to 1537 code for a protein of 172 amino acids. The transcript has 5 exons. Lineage: Eukaryota; Viridiplantae; Streptophyta; Magnoliopsida; Cucurbitales; Cucurbitaceae.